AUGUUAGAUGAAAUUCAUAGACAAGAACGUGAAGAGAUGGAAAAGAAACUUCAAGCAAAAGAUGAAGUCAUUGAAGCAAAAGACAAAAGCCUUCAGAAAAGAAUACCACGUUCGGUACCAAAAGGAAAGGAAAAGAACUAUAAGUAUAUGAUUUAUACUGAAGAGAUGGAAAAUGAAGAAGACAGAGAUAUGGUUAUGUUGCAUUUAGUCAGAAGAAACAACAAAAGCUUUUACGACCUUGCUAAGAUUUACAAAUCUGACAGAAAUUGGUUCUAUCGCGAAAACUUACCGAUUUCAAUGACACCAAAUGAAGAUGUGAAACAAAUAGUUCAAGAUACGUUACCUCAAACACACUAUGAUAUUAAAGGUUGUACAAUACUUACAUUCAAAGAAGAUUUGCCAUUGUUAAAGGAAAAAAUAACAGAGUAUUUUGACAACUUCAAACAAGUAGAGUAG
This is a messenger RNA of Trichomonas vaginalis G3, 456 nucleotides long. RefSeq lists its product as uncharacterized. The record is from RefSeq and is a predicted model, not a curated record. NCBI's taxonomy places the organism in Eukaryota, Parabasalia, Trichomonadida, Trichomonadidae. The transcript has a single exon. Bases 1 to 456 code for a protein of 151 amino acids.